UCACACUUAACCGUCUGCAAAUUUAAACAAAAAGCAAGCAAAACUUUAUAUGAUUUAAUCAAUUCGGUUAUGAAAAUAACAAAACGCAACGCGUCAGUUUUUGCACGUUUCAAAGCGACAACACGUUUCGUAGUUUCAAUAGUUUGCCGUGGCUCCAACGCUUCGUCCAGUGCUGCUCAGUGUUGUUGUUGUUGGUGCUGCCGAUUUGCAAGGCGACAAAGUGCUUGUGUGUGUGAGUGAAUGUGCGUCUGUGUGAGUGUAUGCGUCGUAUAUAUGUGUGGUGAAGAUAAUUUAGUUAGAGGUCAUAUCUAUGCGUAAGCAUUUGCAACAUGCGGCAGCAAGUUGAUGAUAGCGGGACAGACGUCUUGAAAUACACGCGCCACAACAACAAAAGACGCUUGCAGUUCUACGCCCACAACGUCCACGCCCACUGCCAACCACAGCAGAGCAGCAGCAGCGUCGCCAGCUUCAUUUUAUAGUACGCAGCGUCAUGCCAACAACAACAACAAGCAAAUCAACAACACCCGAAGAAGAAGAAGAGGAAAAUUGCGAUACGCUAAUGGCGUCCUUAACAACAAAAGCAACGACAACAACCACACCACCAACGCCAAUAAUAGCGGAACAGCCGCAGCUACCGUCGGCAGCAGCAGCAGCAGCAUCUGAUGCAGUGGCAAUGCCAGCGCCAACGUCAGCGCCAGCAGCGCGGCCGACACCAACGCCCACACUUUUGCCUCUGCUGGCCUCAGCGGCCGCCUGCAAUAAGCAGCUGCUGUUCUGCCGGCGUUUUAAGGAGACAGCGGACAGCGCUGGAUUUUUGCGUAACUUUAACUCGCUGCCGCUCUUUGUGUACGCGACGUCGCCAUCGACGCAUGCCAGCUCUGCCGAUGGCGUCGGCGUCGCCAGGGAAGCUGCGGCCGCAGCAGCAGCAGCAACGGCAUUCACUCAAAAGAAUGAAGGUUUCGAGCUACCCGCAACGCAUGGCAACUGCAAGAUCGACGGCAGCUGUAUUAGCCAACACAGAAGUAGCAACACUAACAGCAGCAACAACAAUAACAGCAACAGCAAUAGCAACAUCAACAACCACAUUAACAACCACAGCAGUGGCCUCUCACGCGUCACCGAAUUGGCCAGCGGGGCCAUGGAAUGCCUGCCAAUGAGCGCUGGCGUUGUCACACAUCAUCCACAUCUGAUGGCUGGCGGUGGCGGUGGUGCUGUUGUUGGUGCUGGUGCUAGUGGCGGUGCGAUGGUCAGCUCACCGACAGCCACUGUGGUGGUGGGCGCCGCAUAUCCACAUCAUUUGCACCAUCAUCAUCAUCAUUUGAGCCACCAUGCACCGUAUAGCAACAGCUAUGGCAGUCAUCCACAUCAUCCCAUACACAGUGAGCAAACGAAAUCGCUGCAGGAGCUGCAGCAUGAGGUGGGCGCACUGCUGGAAUUCCGAGAUCUGGUCAUCGAAACGUUUCCCGAUCUCAAGCAUAAAAUGGCCUCCAUGUCGACGACACCAUCCACGCCCAAUUCGGUGGGCGCUCUAGGCGGCAGUCACUCGGUGGGUGGCGUAGUCGUUGGCAGCUCCUCGUUAGCAGCCAGACGCGAAUGGGAGCCGGGCAUACGCAUGAAGCGCAAAUUGUCGCACAAGGAACCGUCCACGACGACGUCGACGGGCGGCGUCGCAACUGCAGCUGCUGGAGCUGGAGGUGGCGGCGAGCCGUCGUCGUCCUCAUCGCUGACGCGCAGUCGCAGCAAUUCGCACAGCGGCAAGAAAGAGCCAAAGAGCGGAGAGAACAACAACGGCAGCGUUGUGCAGGACUCCGGCUUCUCAACGGAGACCAGUUCCUCCAAGGAGGGUCACAGUGCCUCCUCCACCAACGGUGCAAUGACUGUCGCCAUAGCAUCGAAUCGUCUGAGUUGCGCCGAGUCGGACGAUGAGCUUCUCAACCUGCUGGAUGUCAUACAUCGCAAAUCGAAUCGCUUACGCGAGGAGGUCGAACAUCUGCAGAGCUACGAGCGACAGCAGCAGGGCGAUGCCACGGCCAAGGGGCACAAGAGUGGCGCGAGUGGCAUGACGCCGCAACAGUUCCGCGAGCAGGUGGAUCGACUGAAUCGUGAGGAUAUCAAGCAGCUGCGGAAGGAGCGUGACAGAUUGCUCGAUAAGCUGGCUGAAAUGGAGGCGGAGACGUUGACGGGUCGCAUUAAGGCGGCCAAGAUGAACGAUCAGGUGGAGGAGUUGAUCAGCGUGAAAAAAGAUCUCGAGGAGCAGCUAAAGUUGGCCAUGGCUCAAAAGCUAGAGCUGAGCUCGCGUGUACAGCAGCUGCAGCUGCAACAACAGCAGCAACAACAACUGCAGCAGCCACAGCAAUUGCAAAGCAAAAGCUCAUCCAGCGCCAGCCAAUCGGAUUUCUCCAGUCAACGCAACUUUUCAUCCUCGGCGACGACGGUGCUUUCGAACAGCAGUCGCCCCAGCCUCAACAACAGCAGCAACAAUACGAACACAUUCCAGCCUGUUGUGCUCGACCAGCCGCAGGAGGCAUUCCAUCAAAGCUCAGGCAGUGAUACAGCAACGAGAAGACAACAGCAGCAGCAACAUCAGUUGGGUCGCUUGGAUGGCGUGGUAAGCACGCCAGGUGCACGCAACACCAAAUGCCGCAUCACAGAUUCGAAGCGCUUCUCGGCCAUACUGCUGGAGACGAAUGUGCUGGAACUGCAGCGUCAUCUGCUCACGUUGACUGUGCAGAAUCAGGUGCUCGCCCAGAAGCUCGACUCGUCGAGCAAGUCCAAAACACAGCUGGCCAAACGACUGGACAAGAGUCAAGAGGAUUCCGAAGAGCUACGCUUUCAGCUGGAGGAAAAGAAUAUCGAGUUGGAGGGCACCAAAGCGCAGUUGCGUGUGCUGGAAUCGCGGCUACACACGAGCAGCACGGCCAACUCGUAUCUGCAUUCAUCACAGCAUGACUACGAAACGAAUCGUUCAUCAGCGUCCACCACGCUGAUGCUGAGCAGACGCGGAGUGCCCGACUCGGUGGACUCCUCGUCAGCUGUAGUUCUGUCGACGACGUCAGCGACAUUGCCGCGCUCUGAUCAGAUUAGCACGCCCAGCAUGAAGGCCAUGGUGCCGCUGGCCAUGGAGGAGUUGCAGCAGCACAGCAGCAGCACGGAAUCCGCACACGAGCACGAAGCGGAACGCACGCCCAACGACACGCAGAGCAAAACAAUUGUGAAUGCCAUUCACAGUGCCAGUCCGCUGGGCAGCAGCACGCCCACAGCGCCGAUUCCCAGCAGCAGCAGCAGCAUUGCCGCUCGAGUGAUGAGCUCCAGCGUCGGCGGCAUCAGUCCCUAUCAAACGGAGCAGACGCCGAUGCGCAAUUAUGCGUUUCGCAAAUUCAGCAGCGCCAGCAAACCGAGCAAAAUCCCGUUGCCCGGCAGCAAGGCGGCCGCUUACUUUGCCGGCAAACCGCCCACGGGACGUGUCUCCUCCUCCUCGACGGCGGGACGAUCGCCGCCAUCGGUGCACAACUCCAGCAGCGUGUCGUAUGGCAGCAGCAGCAAAUCCUCGCUGAGUCGCAGCACUGGCAAUCUGAGUCAGAGCUUGAAGCGUGGCGAUUCGGCCUCCAAUCAUUCGCUGAGCACGAACACAAGUCGCAGUUCGACUUCAUCCUCCAUACCGCUGGCCACGACGCCGUAUUCAUCCAGCUCGGCUGGUGCUGGCGUACGCAACAACAACAGCAGCAGCGGCAACACAACAACAACUCCGUCCCCGCGUGUGCUCCAGAACUCGCCGUUGCCGAAGCUAAAGCGCGAGACGCUUAGCUCUCGAGUGCGGCACUUGGAUUCGCUAUCACGUGCACAACAAUCACCCGAACAGCAGCAACAGCAACAGCAACAACAACAGCAGCAGCAACAACUCAACAGCAGCGCCUCGCACAAGAGCAGUCCGUCGAGUGGCGGCAGCUCCAGUUCCAUUGCCGCCCAGUUGAGCACAACGUUGCGCAAGGACUUGCAGCUGAGUGCAUCGUCUGCGUCGACGUAUCAUCAACGUCGUGGCGCUGGCAACGUUGGCAGUGGCAGUGUCGGUGUAGCACGACGCUUUAGCAGCGCCUCGGUGGCGGGUGCGCGUUUGGCGCGUGAGCAUCAACUGCAGAGCAACAGCAGCGAUGCUGCAGCAGCGGCGGCUGCAUUAGCCACGCCCACGUCCAGUUAUGGCGACAGUGAUAGUGGCAAGAAUUUGGCAAAUUCGAUUUCUAAGCCAAAUUUCCGUUUCAAUAACAACAAUUGGCAAUUGUGGCAAACAAGCAACAACAACAACAGUAACAACUACAACAGCAACAACAACAUCAACAUGACAAUUCUGGAAGAGCAAAGAUGCUUCAAUGAGCUGCUGCUCCAUGAGGCGGGCAACGUGUCCGAGGAGACGGCCUACGAUUCGUAUUACACACAAUACACAACGCCCGAUUCAAUGGACUGUGCCAGCGAUAAUCUGCUGGUCACCUUCGAUUAUGGUUACAGCGAUUCCAUCGAAGCGUUGCCGGGCUUGAUGCCAACAACAACAACGGCUGCAGCUGAGGAUGAAGUUGGCGAUGCGGACAUUUGGUUUGGCACGCCUCCGAAUGAUGCCAACAAUCCAUUCAAGGUGCAUCAUGUGCAGCAUAAGCAAUCGCUGCCCGAAGAGAACAGUUUGCAGUCGCUGAUCUCCUACGAUGUAGACGACAUCGAGGAGCUGUCGGAACCGGAAUCCGAGUCCGAACCCGAGUCCGAGUCUGAGGCGGAGAUUGAAGAGGAAUUCUAUGAUAGCAUUGAAUGUUGAAUGCACUUAAAUUUUCACACACUCAAACACACACAGACACAUGCAUUAACAUAUAUAUCGGUAGUAGCAGCUAUAUAGAUAUAGCAAACACAUUUUUUGAUAACUGAUUUCAUCGUUUAACUAGUCUAUUUUGAACUUUUAUUAGGCACACGCAGCAAAAAAAGAAGAGCAUUGUUUAACGUUUUGUAUGUAAGCUUAAAGACAUGAUUUAUCCCAUAUGGACUAUAUAUAUAUAUAGAUUUGUAUGUAUGUAUGUUAUAUAUCAACUAGUUAGUUUUGUAUGUGCAAGAAGAGAAGAAGGGGGAACCUUGAUGGGUUUGUAUGUAUGUCAAAUAUUUGCUUAUCUCCUAUUUAUGACUAAAUUAAGUAUACGCAAUGUAUGCUCCAUAUAAUUUAUAUAUCAAUUUGAUUGUGUCUGCAUUCGGUUUAAGUUUAAAUUUAACAUUAUGCACUACGCCUACUUAUUAUACUACAUACAUAUGAUAUAAUUGUAUUUGUACUCUCAAACUAAUUUAAUUGAUGACUCUUUGUAUUAGACACAUUAGCAGCUACGCAACACUCGUAUAAUGUUUUAGUUGUUAUGGAAAUUUAGUUAACAGAUUUGCAUGUAAUGUGUACAUAAAUAUAUAUAUUUAAUUUUGAAUUAAUUAUGAUAUUUAAGACAAGAAAAAAAACAUACGAUACAUAUUAUUGUCUACACACAUAGAACUUAUCGUAUCCUGUUAUCAAAAUGCGUUUACUACAUUUAUAAAACGAAUCAACAAACAAAAAAAAAAGAAAAGUUGAACUUUGAAUUCGACUGUUACAACUAAAAAAAAUAUAUUCAAAAGGCGUGAAAUGUAAGCAAACAUAUAUCCAUUUAAAUAGCAAUUGUAAUUGAAGACAACAUACUUAUUAAAGAAAACAAAAAUCAAAUAUUGAGAAUUAAAACAAAAAAAUGAAAAUACAAA
Molecule: messenger RNA, 5748 nt
Organism: Drosophila albomicans
Lineage: Eukaryota; Metazoa; Arthropoda; Insecta; Diptera; Drosophilidae
Gene: jvl
Product: mucin-4
Exons: 6
Coding region: 491-4798 (1435 amino acids)
Source: RefSeq, a predicted model, not a curated record